Messenger RNA from Sorex fumeus (smoky shrew), 15454 nucleotides. RefSeq names its product bridge-like lipid transfer protein family member 1 (gene BLTP1). NCBI's taxonomy places the organism in Eukaryota, Metazoa, Chordata, Mammalia, Eulipotyphla, Soricidae. Gene Ontology annotation, biological process: synaptic vesicle endocytosis. The coding region runs from base 174 to 15440 and encodes 5088 amino acids. The transcript has 88 exons. The record is from RefSeq and is a predicted model, not a curated record.
CGGCCCCGGGCUGUCCGCGGAGCGAGGCCGCGCACCUGCCCGCUCGCCCAGAUUUGUUAAGAUGAAACACUGCAUAUGGCCCUCGGAAGCUAAGGAGAGGGGAAAACAGAAAAUUGCAGACUUUUGGAAAGAAGACCUCGGCCUUUAGAUGCCAUUCUGAAGUAAGUUAAGCAAUGGAUCAAAGGAAGAAUGAGAGUAUUGUUCCUAGUAUCACCCAAUUGGAAGAUUUUCUUAUAGAACACAACUCCAAUGUUGUUUGGCUCCUUGUUGCUACCAUCUUGUCCUGUGGAUGGAUUAUUUAUCUUACAUAUUAUAAUUCUCGGAAUGUUGGUCUUAUCUUAACACUGGUCCUUAACAGAUUAUACAAACAUGGCUAUAUCCAUAUUGGUUCCUUUUCUUUCUCUGUUCUCUCUGGAAAAGUCAUGGUUCGUGAAAUCUAUUACAUUACUGAAGACAUGUCUAUUAGGAUUCAAGAUGGAUUUAUAAUUUUUCGGUGGUGGAAAAUGUAUAAUCCAAAACAGAAGCAACAUGAUCCAAAGGCAGAAACUAGAUUGUACAUCACUGUCAAUGACUUUGAAUUUCAUGUGUAUAAUCGUUCGGAUCUUUAUGGGCACCUUCAAGAAUUAUUUGGUUUGGAGCCAACAAUAAUUCCACCCAAGAAAGAGGAUGAUAAGACACGGGAAGAUGGAAGAACGAGGACCCAGUCCAAAAUUGAAAGAGUUAAAGUGAAAACGGAAUCUCAAGACCCAGCAUCUUCAUGGAGAUCACUUAUUCCUGUCAUAAAGGUCAACGUGAGCACAGGACGUUUGGCCUUUGGGAAUCAUUACCAACCUCAAACUCUGUGCAUCAACUUUGAUGAUGCUUUCUUAACUUACACUACAAAACCACCUUCAAGCCACCUUGACCAGUUCAUGCACAUAGUAAAAGGAAAGCUGGAGAAUGUUCGAGUCAUGCUUGUUCCUAGUCCGAGAUAUGUUGGUCUUCAAAAUGAUGAACCACCUCGGUUAAUGGGGGAGGGUUUUGUGGUGAUGCAGUCAAACGAUGUGGACAUCUACUACUACAUGGAUGAACCGGGACUUGUUCCAGAAGAAGUAGAAGAAAAUAUUGAAGGAGAAAUGAGCAGUGAGGAUUGCAAAUUACAAGAUUUGCCUCCCUGUUGGGGUCUAGAUAUAGUUUGUGGUAAAGGAACAGAUUUCAACUAUGGACCAUGGGCAGAUAGACAGAGAGAUUGUUUAUGGAAAUUUUUUUUCCCACCUGAUUAUCAAGUUCUGAAAGUUUCUGAAAUUGCACGACCUGGAAGACCCAGACAGAUCCUUGCUUUUGAACUACGAAUGAACAUUAUUGCAGAUGCUACAAUUGAUUUGCUAUUCACCAAAAAUAGGGAAACAAAUGCUAUACAUGUAAAUGUAGGAGCUGGCUCAUACUUGGAAAUUAAUAUUCCAAUGACAGUUGAGGAAAAUGGUUACACCCCUGCAAUUAAGGGACAACUACUACAUGUUGAUGCCACUACCAGCAUGCAGUACAGAACCCUCUUAGAAGCAGAAAUGUUAGCAUUCCAUAUCAAUGCCAGCUAUCCCCGAAUAUGGAAUAUGCCACAGACAUGGCAGUGUGAAUUAGAGGUUUAUAAAGCUACUUACCACUUCAUCUUUGCACAGAAGAACUUCUUCACAGACUUAAUACAAGACUGGUCUAGUGAUAGCGCUCCAGACAUGUUCUCAUUUGUUCCCUACACAUGGAACUUCAAAAUCAUGUUUCAUCAGUUUGAAAUGAUUUGGGCUGCUAAUCAACACAAUUGGAUUGACUGUUCCACUAAACAACAAGAAAAUGUGUAUCUGGCAGCAUGUGGGGAAACACUGAACAUUGAUUUUUCUCUGCCUUUUACGGACUUUGUUCCAGCUACAUGUAACACCAAGUUCUCUUUAAGAGGAGAAGAUGUUGAUCUUCAUUUGUUUCUACCUGAUUGCCACCCUAGUAAAUAUUCAUUGUUUAUGCUGGUAAAGAACUGCCAUCCAAAUAAAGCUCAAGACUCUGGUAUUCCUGCUGAGUGUCAGAGUGGCCAGAAAGCAGUUCAACCAAAAUGGCGCAACGUUACUCAGGAGGAGGCUGGAUGGGUUGAAUGCUGGACUGUUCCAAGUGUCAUGCUUACAAUUGAUUAUACAUGGCAUCCAAUUUAUCCUCAAAAAGCAGAUGAACAGUUAAAACAAUCAUUGUCAGAAAUGGAGGAAACAAUGCUUUCUGUUCUGAGGCCGUCCCAGAAAAUGGCAGACAGAAGCGUUUCCUCUCCUUCUCCCCCACGCCCACCUGUGGAUCCCUCUGAACUUCCACCUGAUAAACUUCAUGUAGAAAUGGAACUUUCUCCGGAUUCCCAGAUCACUCUCUAUGGACCUCUACUCAAUGCCUUUUUGUGUAUAAAGGAAAAUUACUUUGGGGAAGAUGACAUGUAUAUGGAUUUUGAAGAAGUCAUUUCUAGUCCUGUUCUGUCGCUGUCAACGUCAUCCAGCUCAGGGUGGACUGCGGUGGGCAUGGAGAAUGAAAGUUCAUCCAAGUCUAUCCACCCACUGAGUUUGCGUCCCUGGGAUAUUACUGUUCUCAUCAACUUGUACAGAGUCCAUGGGCGUCUUCCUGUUCAUGGAACUACUGAUGGUCCUGAGUGCCCCACAGCUUUCUUGGAAAGGCUGUGUUUCGAAAUGAAGAAAGGAUUUAGGGAGACCAUGCUGCAGCUUGUCCUCUCACCGCUGACUGUGUUUGUCAGUGAUAACUAUCAGCAGCGACCGCCUGUGGAUGAGGUACUUAGGGAAGGCCACAUCAACUUGUCUGGACUGCAGCUGAGAGCGCACGCCAUGUUCUCUGCAGAGGGUCUUCCCCUGGGAAGUGAUUCCUUGGAAUAUGCUUGGCUGAUUGACAUACAGGCUGGAAGCCUUACAGCCAAGGUCACAGCACCACAGCUGGCCUAUCUUCUGGAGUGGGGGCAGACCUUUGUUUUUCAUGUGGUAUGUCGGGAGUAUGAACUGGAAAGACCAAAAUCAGUAAUCAUUUGUCAGCAUGGAAUUGACCGUCGGUUCUGUGACUCCAAGCUGAGUUGUAUUCCUGGGCCUUGCCCAACUUCAGAUGAUCUGAAGUAUACGAUGACUCGCUUAGCAGUAGAUGGAGCUGAUGUUUAUAUUGUGGAGCAUGGCUGUGCUACAAAUAUAAAGAUGGGUGCUAUUCGAGUUGCAAACUGUAAUCUCCAUAAUCAAUCGGUUGGGGAAGGAAUAAGUGCAGCAAUUCAGGAUUUUCAAGUGAGACAGUACAUUGAGCAAUUAAAUAAUCCCAGAGUUGGACUGCAGCCUACAGUUUUACGAAGGGCCUAUUGGCUUGAAGCUGGGUCAGCUAAUUUAGGACUUAUUACUGUUGAUAUCGCAUUAGCUGCUGAUCAUCAUUCUAAACAUGAAGCGCAAAGGCAUUUCCUGGAAACUCAUGAUACCCGAACUAAGAGGUUGUGGUUUUUGUGGCCGGAUGAUACCCUGAGGAAUAAGAGAUGCAAGAACAAGUGUGGUUGUCUUGGUGGCUGUAGGUUCUUUGGUGGCACAGGAACAGGCCUUGACUUCUUCCGACUAGAAGAACUGACCCCAUCUAGCAGCUCUGCCUUCUCCAGCACAAGUGCAGAGUCUGACAUGUAUUAUGGGCAGUCACUGUUACAUCCUGGAGAGUGGAUCAUUACUAAAGAGAUUCCCAAAGUUGUAGAAGGUAAUCUGAACAGCUUGAAGAGGAAAGAAUGGGAAGCCAAGUCUGUGGGUCUUGAAGUGGAGAAGAAAGCGCAGCACCUCAGCCUGCAGGUGCCCUUACGAUCACACAGCUCCUCCUCCUCCUCUGAGGAGAACAGCAGCUCCAGUGCUGCCCAGCCCUUACUGCCGGGGGAAAAGGGAAGUCCUUCAUCCACUGCUGAGGACCACCUGACUCAAACAGAAUUCCUGCAUGGAGCCAGGAGAGAGGGUGGUCAAGUUGGUGUUCCUACAGAGAUAUCUGCUAACAGCCCCGUGUCUCCCAACAAUCAGGACAAGUUGGUGGGUCAGUCUCCUCUGAGGUCUCCCUUGAAGCGACAGGCUUCAGUGUGUUCCACCCGACUUGGAAGCACCAAGAGCCUCACUGCUGCUUUCUAUGGUGACAAACAGCCUAUGACAGUUGGGGUCCAGUUUAGCAGUGAUGUUUCUCGGAGUGAUGAGAAUGUCUUGGACUCACCAAAGCAGAGAAGGAGCUUUGGGUCUUUUCCAUACACACCAUCAGCCGACUCUAAUUCAUUUCACCAGUACCGAUCCAUGGAUUCCAGCAUGUCCGUGGCUGACAGUGAAGCCUACUUUUCCGCAGCCGAAGAGUUUGAGCCCAUUAGCAGUGACGAAGGUCCUGGAACAUACCCAGGGAGAAAAAGGAAGAAAAAACAGACUCAGCAGAUGGACUAUAGCAGAGGUUCCAUAUAUCACAGUGUGGAAGGCCCUCUCACUGGCCACGGAGAAAGCAUUCAGGAUCCCCGAACACUGCCGUUCAGAGCCCACCCCUCACAGGCAUCUUUUGUUUCUGCCUUGGGUGGAGAAGAUGAUGUCAUUGAACAUGUGUACGUCCUGGAAGGUGACAAAAGUGCAGAGAUUGAGCAUGUUCCUCCUCCAAAACCUGUGCUGAGCUGCUAUCAGGCUCACCUGACCCAGUUCCAGGUGGCUAACUGGUCUGUGAAGCACCCAGCCACCAAGAGAACCUCCAAAUCAUCCUUGCACCGCCCACUUGAUCUGGAUACCCCAACCAGUGAAGAAAGCUCAUCUUCCUUUGAGCAUCUCUCAGUUCCCAUUUUUAAGGUCAUCAAACAAGGACUUACUGCCAAUUCCUUACUUGAUAGGGGAAUGCAACUUUCAGGAUCAACAUCAAACACACCAUAUACUCCUCUGGAGAAGAAAGCAGUUGACAAUACAGAUGAUGAAACAUUAACAGAAGAGUGGAGCCUACGGCAGCCAGUGUCACAGACCAGGACCACAGCUGUGGUGGAAGUGAGGGGGACUGUGGAUGCUGUUCUCACCCCCUUAGUGGCUGAAGCUUUAGACAGAUAUAUUGAAGCGAUGGUUCAUUGUGCUAGCACCCGACACCCAGCUGCCAUUGUGGAUGAUCUUCAUGCCAAAGUCCUCAGGGAAGCUGUCCAGAAUAGCAAGACUACCUUCUCAGAAAAUUUAUCUUCCAAACAGGAUGUGAGAGGGACAAAACCUGAGCAUCCUACCAUAGGAACCACUAAUCCUGGACAAGCACAGACAAAUCUUACAAUGAAGCAAGAUAAUGUAACAAUUAAAGGUCUUCAGGCUAAUGUUAGCAUACCAAAGGUAAACCUGUGUUUAUUGCAAGCCUCAGUGGAAGAAACUCCAAGUACAGCCCCUGGCCGAGGUGUAACCCAUGUCUCUCUAGUAGCCUUGUGUUUUGACAGAAUUGCUACACAAGUACGCAUGAACAGAGGUGUGGUUGAAGAAAAUUUAAACAACACAGAACCCAGUAGAACACCAAAUUUUGAUAGAUAUGUCCAUGCCAGCAAGAUGCAGCCUCAGUCUUCUGGGUCACUCAGGUCAAAUGCGGGAGCAGAAAAAGGCAAAGAAAUUGCAGCCAAGUUAAACAUUCAUCGUGUUCAUGGACAACUAAGGGGUCUUGAUACAACAGAUAUCGGUACCUGUGCCAUCACUGCUAUUCCCUUUGAGAAGUCCAAAGUUUUAUUUACUCUUGAAGAGUUGGAUGAAUUUACCUUUGUCGAUGAAACAGAUCAACAAGCUAUUCCAGAUGUGACUCGGAUAGGUCCCAGCCAAGAGAAGUGGGGUUGGAUAAUGUUUGAAUGUGGACUUGAAAAUUUAACCAUAAAAGGAGGAAGACAAUCUGGUGCUAUUUUAUAUAACACUCUUGGAGUAAUGGGUAAAGCAAGUGUCACUGAAAGGGGUGGGGUACUGACAUCCAAUAAUUCCUCUGACUCUCCAACUGGAAGUGGCUAUAAUACUGACAUCUCUGAUGACAAUCUUCCUUGUGACCGGACCAGCCCAUCUUCAGACUUAAAUGGGAAUUCUGGUUCAGAUGAACAGGAUGAAGGAGUUGAAUCUGAUGAUCUGAAGAGAGAUUUGCCUCUCAUGCCUCCACCUCCAGAUUCCUGCAGCAUGAAGCUGACCAUCAAGGAGAUCUGGUUUAGUUUUGCGGCACCCACUAAUGUGAGGUCUCCUGCACACGCCUUUUCAAGGCAGCUGAACCUUUUAAGCACUGCAACUCCAGCUGUUGGUGCUUGGCUUGUUCCCAUUGAUCAACUCAAGUCAUCUCUAAACAAGCUAGACACCGAGGGGACCUUGAGAGUCUGCGCUGUGAUGGGUUGCAUAAUGACCGAAGCACUGGAGAAUAAAAGUGUACAUUUCCCCCUGAGAAGUAAAUACAACAGACUUACAAAACUUGCCCGCUUUCUCCAAGAAAACCCUUCCUGUUUGCUGUGUAAUAUACUACACCACUACCUCCAGCAGGCAAAUCAUUCCGUCAUUGAUGAUGCCACCAUGAGUGAUGGACUUCCUGCCUUGGUAACUUUGAAGAAGGGCUUGGUUGCCCUGGCAAGGCAAUGGAUGAAGUUUAUUGUGGUGACUCCAGCUUUCAAAGGAGUUAGCUUGCAUCGGCCAACCCAGCCUUUGAAACCACAUUCGGCUUCAGAGCAGGAACAUGAAGACGGACUUGGACUGGAUAGUGGAGGUGGUCUUCAGAGUGAUACCAGUGCUGAUGGUGCAGAAUUUGAAUUUGAUGCAGCCACAGUGAGUGAGCACACCAUGCUGCUGGAAGGGACAGCCAGCCGACCCCCUCCUGGGGGCUCUGGACCUGUUACCGGUGCAGAGAUAAUGAGGAAACUUUCUAAGACUCACACUCACAGUGACUCUGCAUUGAAGAUUAAGGGCGUUCACCCAUACCACUCUCUGAGCUACACCAGUGGUGACACAGCCACCGAUUCUCCAGUACAUGUGGGACGCAGUUCAGGGGUACCAGUGAAGGAGAGUCCACGGAAGGAGAGUCUUCUCAGCUACUUGACGGGCAGCUUCCCCAGCCUGCACAACCUUCUGGAAGGCACUCCGCAACGCAGUGGAGCAGCCAUAAAAAGCAGCUCACUGACAAGGACAGGACAUACAAUGGCCACUGAUAUGCUGUCUGAGCACCCUUUACUGUCUGAGCCAUCAUCUCUGAGCUUCUAUAACUGGAUGUCCCAUGCUGUGGGCAAUCGAGGCAGCAGCACGGUGCCAGAGUCUCCAGUCACAAAAUCAGGGCACAGUAGCCUGCCCACAGGUGUUGCACCCAAUCUUCCCACGAUACCCUCAGCCUCUGAUUUCAACACCGUCUUGUCUAGUGACCAGAACACUCUGGAUGGGACACAUUCUCAGCACAGCACGAGUCAGGAUGGUGAGGCAGGCGUCGAAGAAGCCAACCGAGGGUUUCCUGCAGUUCAGCUUGCAGAUGCUCAGGUUGUUUUCAAGCCUCUGCUGAGUCACACAGGAAUCCAAUCCCAAGAUGCCAUGCCUCUCAGCUACCGAAUGUACUUUGGAGAGCACCUCUCAUUCUCAGGGACUCUGGACUGCCUCAGAGCAGACAUUGUGGAUUCAGAUACAGCCAAAGAGAGGAAAGGCAAAAGGGCAAGAAGACAAGGCCAUGUGAAUCUCCCUCCCCUGGAGUUCAAACCUGCAUUGAUGUUGGAGACCUUUAGCAUUAGUGCUGUAGUGAUGGAGAAGUCAGUAUGCACCCCUCAGAACUCGACCAAUGCCUUUUCUUUUCAUGAUCUCAACAAGCGCUAUUAUAAUACCUUUCACUGCAACUUCACUAUUUCCUGCCAGUCAAUAAGCCAGCAUGUAGAUAUGGCUUUGGUCCGUCUCAUUCAUCAGUUCAGUACAAUGAUAGAUGACAUCAAAGCCACUCAGACAGACAUUAAACUCAGCAGAUACACAGCUGGAUCAGCUUCCCCUACACCUACCUUCAAAACCAGGAAACACCGUGACUUCCGCUCUUCCGACUUCAGUCGCAGCUCUAGAGGGAGCCUUAAUGGUGGCAAUAGAGUAAAUAAUGCAAAGAACAAACGGGCUAACAAUGAAAAUAACAAAAAGGAAUCUCGGAACAGAAAUUCUUCAGGAAGACCUGAAAGAAGAACUUCGAAAGUGUCUAGGAAAGGUUCCAAAGACGUGGUGGACCACAUGACUAUCCACAUGGAUGACUCUGAUUCUAUUACGGUGUCAGAGCAAAGUGAACCUUCAGCCGAGUGCUGGCAGAACAUGUACAAACUGCUCAACUUUUACUCACUUAUCUCUGAUCCAACAGGAAUAUUGGAGAAAUCUUCAGAGACGUUUGGACCAGCAGGUGUUCGAAGCCCUACAGAGCCAACAUGUAAAGUGAUUUUUGAGAAUGAGCAAGAUAGUAACAGUUUGACUAAGACACAGAGAAAGCGCAGCUUGGUAACUGCAGACCCUCAGCAUGUCACUCUGAUAGUGUUUGGCAUUGGCAUGGUGAACCGCACACACCUGGAAGCAGACAUUGGGGGACUCACCAUGGAGUCUGAACUGAAAAGGAUCCACGGAAGUUUCACUCUGAAGGAGAAGAUGAAAGAUGUUUUACAUCAAAAGAUGACAGAGACUUGUGCCACUGCCCACAUUGGUGGAGUUAACAUUGUGCUGCUUGAAGGGAUCACACCAAAUAUACAGUUGGAGGACUUUCCUACGUCUCCUACAAGCACAGCCAAACAGGAGUUUCUAACUGUAGUGAAAUGCAGUAUUGCCAAGUCGCAGGCCCUCUACAGUGCCCAGAGAGGGUUGAAGACAAACAAUGCUGCUGUGUUCAAAGUGGGUGCUAUCAGCAUCAACAUUCCCCAGCACCCGGCCACCUUGCAUAGUAUGAUGGUGAGGAGUUCUCACCAGCUCUCUAAGCAGAUCUCAGACCUCAUACGACAGCCCUCCACAGCCCCACAGUCUGCAAAGGAAGAUAUUGCAACCCCUCUGCCAUCAGAAAAAACCCCAACAAGUGUCAAUCAGACUCCUGUUGAAACAAAUGAGUUCCCCCAGCUCCCCGAAGGCUUAGAGAAGAAGCCGAUGGUUCUGAAGUUCAGUGCCAUGCUGGACGGAGUUGCCAUUGGAGCUGCUCUGCUGCCGUCCCUGAAGGCAGAGUACAAGAUGGGAAGGAUGAGGAGUCAUGGAAUGACAGGUGCACAAACCAGAUUUACAUUUGAGCUGCCAAAUCACAGAUUGCGUUUUACUUCAAAAGUUUCUGCCACCGAUAUGUCUACUAUUCCUCCUUCUGCCAGUCUCAACCUUCCUCCUGUGACAAUGUCAGGGAAGUAUGUCAUGGAGGAGCAUGACAGCUGCUCUGAGCAGGUGUGGAGCAUAGAUGAGCUUCCUUCCAAACAAGGAUGCUAUUUGCAAGGGAAUUACCUACGGUGUGUGGCAGAAGUUGGUUCCUUUGAACAUAACCUUACAACUGAUCUUUUAAACCACUUGGUAUUUGUACAAAAAGUGUUCAUGAAGGAAGUUAAUGAAGUGAUACAAAAAGUUUCAGGUGGGGAGCAGCCCAUUCCUCUUUGGAACGAACAUGAUGGAACAGCAGAUGGAGAUAAGCCCAAAAUUCUACUUUAUUCCUUGAAUUUGCAGUUUAAGGGUAUCCAAGUAACAGCCACCACUCCUUCAAUGAGAGCAGUAAGAUUUGAGACUGGAUUAAUUGAGUUGGAACUUUCAAACCGACUUCAAACCAAAGCUUCUCCAGGAAGCAGUAGCUACCUGAAAUUGUUCGGCAAAUGCCAGGUGGACUUAAAUUUGGCUUUAGGACAGAUCGUCAAACAUCAGGUUUAUGAGGAAGCUGGUUCUGAUUUUCAUCAAGUUGCGUAUUUUAAAACUAGAAUUGGAUUAAGAAAUGCCCUCCGAGAAGAAAUCAGUGGUUCUUCAGACAGGGAAGCUGUACUUAUUACCUUGAACAGACCAAUCGUUUAUGCACAACCUGUGGCCUUUGAUAGAGCUGUGCUGUUUUGGCUGAAUUAUAAAGCUGCCUAUGACAACUGGAAUGAACAGCGAAUGGCUUUACACAAGGAUAUUCACAUGGCUACAAAGGAAGUGGUGGACAUGCUGCCUGGCAUCCAGCAAACCUCAGCCCAGGCAUUUGGGACUCUCUUUCUCCAGCUCACAGUGAAUGACCUGGGGAUCUGCCUGCCCAUCACCAACACUGCACAGUGCAGCCACACUGGGGACCUGGACACUGGCUCUGCAUUAGUGCUGACCAUUGAGAGCACCCUCAUCACUGCUUGCUCUUCAGAGUCUCUGGUCAGUAAAGGGCAUUUCAAGAACUUCUGCAUCCGUUUUGCUGAUGGCUUUGAGACAUCAUGGGAUGAUUGGAAACCAGAAAUUCGUGGGGAUUUGGUAAUGAAUGCCUGUGUAGUUCCAGAUGGCACCUAUGAAGUGUGCUCCAGGACCACAGGACAGGCAGCAGCUGAAAGCAGCAGUGCUGGAACCUGGACUUUGAAUGUGUUGUGGAAAAUGUGUGGGAUUGACGUCCACAUGGACCCCAACAUUGGAAAAAGGCUCAAUGCUCUGGGCCACACCCUCACAACGCUGACUGGAGAAGAGGAUGUGGAUGACAUUGCAGACCUCAACUCAGUGAACAUUGCCGACCUGUCUGAUGAAGAUGAAGUGGAUACCAUGUCUCCCACCGUCCACACUAGUUCAGAAGGAAGUUCAGUAAGUGGAGAUGGCCACAAGCUCACCUUUGGGCAGCGACUUGUCAAUCACCUCCUAGGCCUGACGCCCCCACAUCAGCGCUAUUCUGUUCCUGCAGAGUAUCUGUGUGACCCAGAAAUGUGGGGCUCCCCUCAGGGUACCCAGUCCCAUUUGAAAGCAUGCAGAGCUCACUCAUGGGGAAACGAAGCUGUUGAUUAUCGAAGACAAGGAGCAUCUUGUAACCAGCAAGGAGAACUUAGAGGAAGAAAAAUUAUGAAGCGGAUAGUGGAUAUCAGAGAACUGAAUGAACAGGCCAAAGUCAUAGAUGAUCUUAAAAAAUUAGGUGCAAGUGAAGGAACAAUAAACCAGGAAAUUCAGCGUUACCAGCAGUUGGAGUCUGUUGCUGUGAAUGACAUUCGAAGAGAUGUUCGCAAAAAAUUACGAAGGUCCAGCAUGCGAGCUGCAUCUCUAAAGGAUAAGUGGGGUCUGAGCUACAAGCCGAGUUACAGCCGGUCAAAAAGCAUCUCUGCUUCUGGAAGGCCACUGCCAAAACGCGUGGAAAGGGGAAGUUCUCGUGUAGGAGAAACUGAGGAUCUCCCAGAAAUUCGUGUGGAUGCAGCAUCUCCUGGACCCAGAGUAACUUUCAAUAUCCAGGACACAUUGAAAAAAACAGUAUGGGGAAGUACACCACAGUCCAGCCCUCCUGGGGAAGGGUAUUUUCAGUUUCCAGAGGAGACAGAACUGGACCUAUUGUCAGUGACCAUCGAAGGUCCCUCCCAUUAUUCCUCAAACAGCGAAGGAGCAUGCUCUGUAUUCAGUUCUCCCAAAACUCCAGCUGGCUUCCCACCAAGCAUUGCUUUCCAAGCCGAAGAGGGCCAACGUGAUGACAGUCUGUCUUCCACUAGUGAGGACUCUGAGAAGGAGGAGAAGGAUGAAGAUCAUGAGAGAGAGAGAUUUUAUAUUUACAGGAAACCUUCGCAUACAUCUCGUAAAAAAGCAACUGGCCUUGCUGCUGUGCAGCAGCUCUUCACAGAUCGCUGGCCGACAGCCCCAGCCAACCGCAGCCUUAGUGGCACAGCUACUGAGAGAAAUAUUGAUUUUGAGCUUGACAUACGGGUUGAGAUUGAUAGUGGAAAAUGUGUGCUCCACCCCACCACCCUGCUACAGGAGCACGAUGACAUGAGCUUGAGAAGGAGUUAUGAUAGAAGUUCCAGGAGUUUAGAUCAAGAUUCUCCUUCAAAAAAGAAGAAGUUCCAAACUAAUUAUGCUUCCACUACCCAUUUAAUGACAGGCAAGAAAGUGCCAUCCUCUCUGCAGACAAAGUCUAGUGACGUGGAGACCACAGUGUUCUACAUCCCUGGAGUGGACGUCAAGUUGCACUAUAAUUCCAAGACUCUAAAGACCGAAUCACCUAAUGCUUCCCGAGGAUCUUCCUUGCCCAGAACUCUCUCUAAAGAGUCCAAGCUGUAUGGUAUGAAAGACAGUGGCAGCAUUGCUCCACCUCCUCCUCCUCCCUGCACUGUCCAGAGCAAGACUAACUCCUUACGUCCUCCCCAGCCCCCAUCUGCUUCCUCAGCCAAGGGGAAAGGCAGCAUAGGAGUGAAGACUGCCAAGCUGUAUGCCUGGGUGGCAUUGCAGUCACUGCCUGAGGAGAUGGUCAUCAGCCCCUGCCUGUUAGACUUCCUGGAAAAGGCUCUGGAGACCAUCCCAAUCACACCUAUUGAAAGAAACUAUGCUUCUAUCAGCGCACAUGAUGACGACGUGGGGCAUUUUGAGAUGCCAGACCCUAUGGAGGAGUCCACAACGUCCUUAGUGUCCUCUUCUACAUCUGCUUACUCCUCUUUUCCAGUAGAUGUCGUGGUUUAUGUGCGAGUGCAGCCCUCACAGAUCAAGUUUAGCUGUUUACCUGUCUCUAGAGUGGAAUGUAUGCUAAAGUUGCCAUCCCUGGACCUGGUUUUUUCUUCAAACCGAGGAGAACUGGAGACUCUGGGCACCACAUGUCCCUCUGAGACUUCAUCCCCUGGAGGCGGAGGUGCUCAGAGUGUGGCCAAGAGCUGUGCUGGGAAACCUGGGAUGCCAGGCUCAUCAGGCUUGGGCAGCCCCCUGGGUCGAAGCCGGCAUAGCAGCAGCCAGUCGGACCUGACCAGUGCCAGCAGCAGCUCCUCAGGGCUCAGUUUCACAGCCUGUAUGUCUGACUUCUCUCUCUAUGUCUUCCACCCCUAUGGUGCUGGCAAACAGAAAACUGCUGUUUCUGGUCUUACCACUGGAUCCGGAGGAUUAGGCAAUGUGGAUGAGGAACCCACUUCAGUUACUGGUCGUAAGGACUCACUCAGUAUAAAUCUUGAGUUCGUAAAAGUGAGUUUGUCUCGGAUAAGACGUUCAGGCGGUGCUUCCUUUUUUGAAAGUCAGUCUGUAAGCAAGUCUUCAAGCAAAAUGGACACCACACUAAUAAAUAUAUCUGCUGUUUGUGAUAUAGGAUCUGCCUCUUUCAAAUACGAUAUGCGCCGACUCAGUGAAAUUCUGGCCUUUCCGAGAGCCUGGUACAGGAGGAGUAUAGCAAGACGCCUUUUUCUUGGAGACCAAACUAUAAAUUUGCCAACUUCUGGCCCAGGGACACCUGAUUCCAUUGAAGGGGUUAGCCAGCAUCUGUCCCCUGAAUCAUCCAGAAAAGCAUAUUGCAGGACCUGGGAGCAGCCCAGCCAGUCAGCCUCCUUCACCCACAUGCCUCAGUCUCCUAAUGUGUUCAGUGAGCACAUGACAGGGAGCACCAUGUCACCAGGCACAGCAGCACAGAGCCUGAGAUCUCCAGCUUCUGUAAGAUCCCGGAGUGUGUCUGAUUCUUCAGUUCCCCGAAGAGAUUCACUAUCAAAAACAUCAACUCCUUUUAACAAAUCAAACAAAGCAGCAAGCCAACAAGGAACCCCAUGGGAAACACUCGUCGUGUUUGCUAUCAACUUGAAGCAAUUAAAUGUUCAAAUGAACAUGAGCAACGUAAUGGGAAAUACAACCUGGACCACAAGUGGUUUGAAGAGCCAGGGCCGUCUCUCAGUUGGAAGUAAUCGGGAUCGAGAGAUAAGCAUGUCUGUGGGUCUGGGACGAUCACAGUUGGACUCUAAAGGAGGUGUUGUUGGAGGGACCAUAGAUGUCAAUGCUUUGGAGAUGGUUGCUCACAUUUCUGAACAUCCAAAUCAGCAACCCAGUCACAAAAUUCAAAUCACCAUGGGUUCCACUGAAGCUCGUGUUGAUUAUAUGGGUUCUAGCAUUCUCAUGGGGAUCUUCAGCAAUGCUGACCUUAAGCUUCAGGAUGAAUGGAAAGUAAAUCUGUACAAUACUCUGGAUUCAAGCAUGACUGAUAAAAGUGAAAUUUUCGUCCAUGGAGAUUUGAAGUGGGAUAUUUUCCAAGUGAUGAUCUCAAGAUCAACCACACCAGAUUUGAUAAAAAUAGGAAUGAAGCUCCAGGAGUUUUUUACACAGCAGUUUGAUACCAGCAAACGAGCUUUGUCUACUUGGGGACCAGUUCCUUACCUUCCACCUAAGACAAUGACCAACAACCUAGAGAGAAGUUCACAGGAACAAUUGCUGGAUGCAGCUCACCAUCGCCACUGGCCCGGAGUGCUGAAGGUGGUGUCAGGAUGCCACAUCUCCCUGUUUCAGAUCCCACUUCCAGAGGAUGGAAUGCAGUUUGGAGGAUCAAUGAGCUUACAUGGAAAUCAUAUGACACUGGCUUGUUUUCAUGGUCCAAAUUUCCGGUCAAAAUCCUGGGCCCUUUUUCAUUUAGAAGAACCAAAUAUUGCUUUUUGGACUGAAGCGCAGAAAAUCUGGGAAGACGGUUCCAGUGACCAUUCCACUUACAUUGUACAGACUCUGGAUUUUCAUCUGGGUCAUAACACCAUGGUCACCAAACCAUGUGGUGCUUUGGAAAGCCCCAUGGCAACAAUAACCAAGAUCACAAGGCGUCGCCAUGAAAACCCACCCCAUGGAGUAGCAAGUGUGAAAGAAUGGUUCAACUAUGUGACAGCCACAAGAAACGAAGAGCUAAAUCUUCUUCGGAAUGUUGAUGCAAAUAAUGCUGAGAAUAGCACAACUGUGAAGAACUCCAGUUUGCUGAGUGGAUUUAGGGGAGGCUCUAGCUACAAUCAUGAAACAGAGACGAUUUUUGCACUUCCAAGGAUGCAGCUUGAUUUUAAAUCUAUUCAUGUUCAAGAACCACAGGAACCGUCACUCCAGGAUGCUAACUUGAAGCCCAAGGUGGAAUGCAGCGUGGUUACAGAGUUCACGGACCACAUCUGCGUAACCAUGGAUGCUGAGCUCAUCAUGUUCCUCCAUGAUCUAGUGUCGGCUUAUCUGAAAGAAAAAGAAAAAGCCAUUUUUCCACCUCGGAUUUUAUCUACUCGACCAGGACAGAAAAGCCCAAUUAUUAUCCAUGAUGAGAAUUCCUCUGACAGAGACAGAGAAGACGGCAUCACUUAUACUACCGUGGACUGGAGAGACUUCCUGUGCAAUACAUGGCAUCUGGAACCCACCCUGAGAUUAAUUUCCUGGACUGGAAGAAAGAUUGAUCCAGUAGGUGUUGAUUAUAUUCUUCAAAAACUGGGCUUUCAUCAUGCCAGGACUACUAUUCCUAAAUGGCUUCAAAGAGGAGUCAUGGACCCACUGGACAAAGUUUUGUCUGUUCUUAUCAAAAAGCUUGGUACUGCACUACAGGAUGAAAAGGAAAAGAGAGGAAAAGACAAAGAAGAACACUAAAAAGAAAAACAGAA